AUGGCCUUCACACUCCACCUGAGGUCCUGUCUUUCCUCUGCCAUAAGGAGUUUGAGUCUACAGAAUAAAUCAUCCAGGAACACAGCCAACAUGGCUGGGGUUCCAGCCUCUGAGAGGUUCUGGCAGGCCAACCCCAGCCCUCUGCCCCUGCUGGGCCAGAAUGAGCCAGAAAAGUGGGUGUCACCCACCCGAGACCCAGUCCCUGACACCAGCUUGCCGGGCUGCACGGUGAUGACUGACCUAAGGGACACCGAGGCACUGACCGGCUGCCCCACCCCUGAGAGGGUCCCUGAUUCCUACUGAAUCUCUCGGCAUCCCUUGUGUGACAGCAUCAUUGGCGUCAGCUGCUUGGAAGAUACGAGGCUGGGGACCAUCAUCACUGUGAUUCCAGGCCAGCAGGGGAUCCGGUUCCUGCUCUGUGAGGAGGAGCUGCUGAAGGUCGUUCUGUCCUGUCUGUCCUACGCCCGCUCCAAGCUGGUCACCAUGGGCUUCCCCAUGCACAUCCAACACGAGCCUCCAGAGGAGACAGACGGCCCACUGGGAGCCCUGGCCCUGGGCGCCUUCCCACAGACCAGCAAGGAGGUCUCCCUGGUGGCCGACCAGAGGGCGUUGGGCUUGCACCAGAGACUCCUGGAAGACGCUGUUGAGCAAAGUGAGCGUGGCAAUGACCACAGCUCGAGGAAGGUGAGCACUAAGCACCUAUUACCUGUCCACGACCUCUUUCUUGCCACGAACAAGAUUCCUGGAAUCACUCGGCUGGUGAUCAGUGACCGAGGCAAGGAUCUUGGGAUGGGCAAAGUCCAAGAGGCUGUGAGGAGGCACAUUCGGAACGCCAUCAUCACCUGUGACGUGGAGGCUGACUGCUGUUGUUGCUGGUGUUUCCAUUGGCGAGGCUUCGCCCUGGCCUGCAUGCUGUACCUCCUGGGUGCAUGUGAGACCCAGAGCUGUUACCUGAAGGUGGUUGGGCCCUCCAGAACCCCUGAUCGGCACUGGACUCAGGCCUUCCUGUUAGUCAUGAAGGUGUGA
Molecule: messenger RNA, 1026 nt
Organism: Carlito syrichta (Philippine tarsier)
Lineage: Eukaryota; Metazoa; Chordata; Mammalia; Primates; Tarsiidae
Gene: DGLUCY
Product: chromosome unknown C14orf159 homolog
Biological process (GO): glutamate metabolic process
Molecular function (GO): D-glutamate cyclase activity
Source: RefSeq, a predicted model, not a curated record